Messenger RNA from Mytilinidion resinicola, 351 nucleotides. RefSeq lists its product as uncharacterized. Bases 72 to 257 code for a protein of 61 amino acids. NCBI's taxonomy places the organism in Eukaryota, Fungi, Ascomycota, Dothideomycetes, Mytilinidiales, Mytilinidiaceae. The transcript has a single exon. The record is from RefSeq and is a predicted model, not a curated record.
UCUAAGGUUGGCGUGAAUAGGCUCGCUGCGGCAACUGGAAUUGCAAUGUUAUACACCUAAGGGGUUUCGUGAUGAGCUACGGCUUACGCUCUUCUUCAUGCGCAAAUCAAUGCUCGAGGUCGGACGUGGUCCCCAAUCGUUAUCAUCUGAUAGCAGCCAUAUUUUUUAUUCAAGGAUGCAACUACAUUCUAUCGGCCAGGCUGAAGGGCAGGAGGUCUGACGACAACUCUGAAGUAGUGGUGAAUUCUUUUAUGUAACUGCAUGGCCUAUUAGCACCUACGUGUGCAAGUAAAGAAAAGGAGAUAAGGUGUCCCUAGGUAGUGAAUAUCGUAGCUCAUUAACCAGCUAAGA